CAGGCGCGGUAGUACGCGCGCUCUACUCCCACCAGUCGCGCGCCAUCUGCGCACACGCAGCCUUCGCGCCAAGUGCUAUCAACAUUAAUCACAUUACUACAGUUAUUACUCCAGUGACAUUACAAUUUACAACCGUGGAUUACAGUGCAUACCAAACUGCGGAUGGUGAUAGUUGACAGUGAUUGACGCAUAACGGGCAAUAACUUUUUCGCUCACCACUGUGUCUAUUAACUGUUUUAUGGCCUGUACAGUGCGUCUAUUGUUGUGUGCGCUUCCACUAAUCUCCUAUUCACCUGUCUCUAUGCCACUGCGCCUGCGGUUGGACUGUGAAAUGUGACAAAAAAUUGCGACGUGCCCGGUUGGAGCCCUGGUUUGUAAACUUUGCGGGUUCCAACUACCUGAGGGUUGGACACAACACAUCUGACGUUCGAUCGGACGCCUUAUGUAUUUUGAACCGCGAUGUCCGACAACGCUGGAGCUGUAGUAUCCAGGGCAUCUACGCCACGCCCUGUCAACGACGCUCCAGUGACUGCGCCUUUAAGGUCCAGACAUGAUCAGUUCCUUGCAAGUUCCGCUGAGAGAGGUCAGCAAAGACCAUCCUCCAAUGGUCGAAAUCCGAGCGGCAAUUUCGAAUCCCCGCCAAUAUCUUACCACCGACAGAUGACCACAGGCUCUCUACUUACAUCAACUCAUCGAGAAUCUUCGGCUUUUGUUCCUGUUGUACCUACUAGAGCUAUGCAUCCUGUCAUGUAUCCUAAUGAAAUGCAUCCAGCAUUAAUUCCAUCAGAAAUCAUAGAAAGAGAAAGAAUGCUUGACAGAGACAGAGCAGAACCAGCAAAAGGAUCCCCUGAUAGAGCAUCUGGGAACUUCCCUAAAAGAAACUCUUUUGAUUUAAUGGCAAUGAUGGUUGAAAAGAGAAAAGAAGUGGCGUUGCGCGAAGCAGCGGCAGCUAUGUUACUUCCUCAUCAUAGAACUUCAUCUAUUGAAGGAAUGAUGUCUGAUGGUUCAUCGCAACCCCCUAUUUACGGGCCACCUGGAGCAUUUUUAGGUGCGCCAGGUCCUUCACCGACAGCUACAAGUAGUUUUACAUUUCCUGGAGCCGGAUUAUUUCCACCGGGGGCUGGUCCCCAUCAAAUGCAUCCACACUUAGACCGGCGGUUGUUACGAGCCCCUGGACGUGCUUCUAGGCCUAAAAAGCAAUUCAUCUGCAAAUUCUGCAACCGGCAAUUUACCAAGUCUUACAACCUGCUGAUCCACGAACGCACACACACCGACGAGCGGCCCUAUUCCUGUGACAUUUGCGGCAAGGCGUUCCGGAGACAAGACCACUUGCGAGACCACAGGUACAUACACUCCAAGGAGAAACCGUUCAAAUGCACGGAAUGUGGGAAAGGAUUCUGCCAAUCGCGAACUCUGGCAGUUCACAAGAUUCUUCAUAUGGAGGAGUCCCCACACAAAUGCCCAGUCUGCAGCCGGAGCUUCAAUCAGCGGUCAAACCUCAAGACUCAUCUGCUUACUCACACGGACCACAAACCCUACGAGUGCAACUCAUGUGGAAAAGUGUUCCGAAGAAAUUGCGAUUUGCGGCGUCAUGCUUUAACCCACGCUGUAGGAGACGUCCCUCCUGGAGAUGUAUUAGACGUAGGCGAAGAGGACAUCGGAAGACCAGGUUCGCCUAUCGAGCCGGGAUACGACGACGAAGAUCCAGAGCUCUCUUCUCCUGAGCACUCUCCUGUAAGACGUGCGAGAUCGUCAUCUAUUGAAAGUAUUGGACGAGAGCAAAGCGAAGAAAGACCAAGACGGUCUUCACCUUCUGCAGUGGAACGCACUCAUUGCCACCACAAUGAGGCUACUAACAGAGCCAGCCCGUACACGAUGCGUCCACAACAUACAGAUAAGCAUCGUUUGCCAUCAGACCCGUAUGAAAAGCGGCGGUACACAUCUGAUGAAAUUAUUGAAAAGGAAAUGCGUUAUACUGAAUUACCAGAGCAACCUAUAAGACAUCCACAACUUCAGAUUCGCAGAGAUUUGCAUCAAAUUCCUCAACCUGAUCCAUCGAAAAUGAAUCAGAUGAGUAGUCCACCUAUAGAUCCCGGGCCAUCUGGUAUGUACAUAAGUCCAUUUAGAAAGAGGAGUCAUCCGCCAGAUAUUGGAGAUAACGUGCGAUCAUGUGCUGCCAUAUACAGAAGUCGAUCACCAGAACCUACGAAUUUAUCUAUGCCGCGACAAACACUUGGUAAUGGAGAUGUUGUGGUUGGAAUAACUCCAGCGAUAAUGGGGAUGCCUUCGUAUCAUAAGUUUGGAUUGCCAAUGCCUCCACCUCAUCCUCAGAUUCCUUAUGGGCCUUUGUCUCACUCUGUAUUAGGUCCGCAACAGACUUGUGCUCAGGACUUGAUCGUGAAACAUGCCCCUCCUAAGGAUACUGCUCCGAGUACUUCGACUUGUGUGACAAAUUGCAAGGACAGUCCUCAGAGUAACGUAAAAGAAAGUGAAGAAGCCACUUCGAGUUCUAUUGCUAAUGGGAUAAAGAAUAUUGUUGGCAUUCAACCGAAUGCAAACCCUAAACCAGGAGGGAGCCAAUCAAGUGGCCCUAAGAAAGGCUUCAGUAUAGAAGACAUAAUGAGACGUUAAGUAUGAUAAGUUUAGUUCUAACGGUGCGUUUUAGAUAGAUUUACUGUAUAGGCUACAAUUAAUGCAUGUAAAUGUAUUUAAGGUUAGUGUUACUUUCGCAAAGUAUUAUUAGUGCAAGUUUGGAUACAUUUUUAAAGUUGCUAGAGGUAUGUUUGCAUUUGUACGUAUUGCAAUGUGGAUUUGGUUUUCGUAAAGAUCUCAUAAGGUUUGUUUGUGCAGUGUUUUGUUUACCUCCAAAUUUUAAAAAAUUAGUUUAUCAAAAUUUUAGGCAAUAUUUUUAUUUUUAUUCGCUAUGUUAUUGUUGGAUGUAAUAGUAUUAUUUAGAAAGGAACAGUUUGUAUGCAGUUUAAUUUUAUAUUCCACAUUAAGUAAAUUAAAAUGUGACUGGUUCAUAAGUUUAUGCAUUAAGAAAUGUUAUUUAUUAUUUAGUUAUUAUGUAUUUCAUAAUAGUGACGUUUUAAGUAAGAACUUUAUUCUAGGACGAUAUGAAUCAUGAUUUAAUUUAAAGCCAACAUCUUGUAAAUAUUAAAAAUUAUUUUAGUACUUAGUAUCAGUUUAUAUUUUUGACCAUAAUUACUUGUAUCUAUGGAAAAGAAUUUCGUUAUUAAAAGCUAUUGUAAUCGGCUAGGAAAAUAUACACAGUGCGAUAAUUUUAUUUUGGUGUCACUCAUUUUUACUUCAGUAGUUUAAGUAACGUAGAUCUGGUAUUUAUCAUUUAAGUUCUUAUGUAUUGAACAUAUAAUUAAGUAAAUUAAGUAUUUUUGUUGAUUAUACGAUUGCAAUUCACGCCUUGAAUAUUGUAACUAUGUAUAUUUUCGAAGCUGAAUUAAUUUAAUAAUGUGCGUAGAGCCGCAUUAGCUAAGCCAUUUAUUUCAUAAUAAUCUUUAUUGAUAUUAUCGUCGUCAUUACAUAAGUAGGUAAGUACGUGUACUUACGCGCGUAAUUCCUACUGUGGUAAGCAGAACUAAGGCAGCGAACUGGAGAACAACAGUGGUGGAGGUGUUAAUAAAUCUAAUACACAGAAUGUAACUAAACUUGAGUAAAAUCGAUUCUUUCAAUCAUUGAUGUCAUGAAUAUGCAGCCCAUCGCUGGUUUCCAGUUUUCGAUAAUAAAGUCGUUAAGUACAUAUAUAAACUUACCAAGAAUCAGGUCUGUUCUCACUUCAAAAUUCAUAACUUAUUUUUUACCAACAAGUUCGGACACACCUUCGAAAUGUUAAAAUAAUAUAAACUGUUACUAAAAUUGAUAUGAUCCUUGAAAUAGCAGAGAUUACUAGAAAACACAAUGUUUAGUUAUAAUUGUUGCUCAGAUAUUUUUUGUAUUACUGCUUAAUGUAUUAUAAUAAACAUUCGUAUUUUUUAUUAAAAUAAAUAAUGAG
This is a messenger RNA of Pectinophora gossypiella (pink bollworm), 4009 nucleotides long. It is a transcript of the gene bowl, whose product is annotated as protein bowel. Gene Ontology annotation, molecular function: DNA-binding transcription factor activity, RNA polymerase II-specific; RNA polymerase II transcription regulatory region sequence-specific DNA binding. The transcript is spliced from 3 exons. Gene Ontology annotation, cellular component: nucleus. Bases 460 to 2631 code for a protein of 723 amino acids. The record is from RefSeq and is a predicted model, not a curated record. Gene Ontology annotation, biological process: embryo development; embryonic hindgut morphogenesis; regulation of transcription by RNA polymerase II. Lineage: Eukaryota; Metazoa; Arthropoda; Insecta; Lepidoptera; Gelechiidae.